CCUCAAGUCACUGGGGCUGGCCCUGCACUCCUGAGGUGUCUGAGGCUGUACUCACCAGUCUUUUUGUCUCCACCCUGUAAAUGCUAGGAUUAAAGGACGACACUGACCUCCCAACUUUGCAUUGCUCCUUUAGAAAGAGAGAAAGUUUGGUUUGAAGACAAGAUUCACUUCUGAAUUUGUUUUUUGGUGAGAAUUACUAAAAUUCACUGCCAGUUCUCACCUUCAGAAAGAAGAUGAGAAACCUCAGGGCCAAGAUGUGACUCAGUGGGUAAUAGCACCUGCUGCUCUUGCAAAGGACUGGAGGUACCAGCUGCUCGGUGUAGAAAUGGGCAAGUUCAUGAAACCCAGGAAAGUGGUGCUGGUCCUGGCUGGACACUACGCUGGACACAAAGCCAUCAUCAACAUUAAUGAUGACACUUCAGACCACCCUUACAGCCAUGCCCUGGUGGCUGGAAUUGACUGCUUUCCCCUAAAAGUGACAGCUUCCAUGGGCAAGAAGAAAAUUGCCAAGAGAUCCGAGAUGAAGUCCCUUGUGAAAGUUUAUAGCUACAACCAUUUCAUGCUCACAAGGUACUCUGUCGAUAUCGCCGUGGACAAAACUGUUGUCAACAAGGAUGUGAUCAGAGACCCAGCUUUAAAAUGCAAGGCCAGGCAGGAGCCGGAGGUCGAGUUUGAGGAGUCAUGCAAGAUAGGGAAGAACAAAUGGUUUUUCCAGAAGCUUUGCUUUUAGGUAUACUUUUGUUUCUGUCAUUAAAAUUAAAAAAAGAAGAAAUGAGCAGGCUUAGUAAU
Molecule: messenger RNA, 789 nt
Organism: Apodemus sylvaticus (European woodmouse)
Lineage: Eukaryota; Metazoa; Chordata; Mammalia; Rodentia; Muridae
Product: 60S ribosomal protein L27-like
Exons: 2
Coding region: 326-730 (134 amino acids)
Biological process (GO): translation
Cellular component (GO): ribosome; cytosolic large ribosomal subunit
Molecular function (GO): structural constituent of ribosome
Source: RefSeq, a predicted model, not a curated record